AUGAGCGUAAAAUCGUCAUAUUACGACAUACUCGAAAUCUCAACCGAGGCUACGGACGAAGAGAUUCGCAAAGCUUAUCGGAAACAAGCUUUGCAAUGGCACCCUGACAAGAAUAACCAUAGACUUGAAGAGGCAGAAGUCAAAUUUAAAGAAAUAGCCGAAGCAUAUGAGAUAUUAAGUGACCCUGAGAAACGACAAAUUUAUGAUACAUACGGUGAAGAGGGUCUUAAGAAUGGCGGGGCAAGCGCAUUUCCUGAAACAAACGGGAUGUUCCCUGGAUUUGUGUUCCACGAUCCUGAAGAAAUAUUUAGACAAUUCUUUGGCAUCAACUUCGGCACAGCCCUAUUUAAUGAUCCGUUCUUCACUGGUGGCCAACAGCAAACUCAUCCAACGGAUCCAUUUGGACGUCCAUUUGGACAUACAUUUGGGACACAUACAUUUGGGACACAUCCAUUUGGGACACACCCAUUUGGGACAAAUCCAUUUGGGGCACUUUCAUUUGGAGCACUCCCAUUUGGGGGAUUUCCAUCACUCGGAAAUACCUUCGGAUCCUCAACGUAUACCUCGUUUAAUUCAUUUUCGGGUGGAAAUGGUAGUGGGUUUAUUACAGAAUCAUCAACAACAACGAUUAGCAACGGUAUCAGAACGACUACCAUAAAGAGGACCGAUGCACAGGGCAAUGUAACGCUUAUCACAGAAUCGUCUGAUGGUACCCGAACAGAGACUAUAAAUGGCCAGGCAUCGCAAUAUCGAAUCAUGAAUAAUCAGCAAAAGUACGGAUAA
This is a messenger RNA of Paraglomus occultum, 783 nucleotides long. The record is from the annotation of a GenBank genome assembly. NCBI's taxonomy places the organism in Eukaryota, Fungi, Glomeromycota, Glomeromycetes, Paraglomerales, Paraglomeraceae.